AUGUCUCCUCCACGAUAUGAGUACGUUACGAAGGUUAGCAGCGAGCCGCUUGCCGAACCCCUGACCUUCCACUUCUCCAAGAGGACGGCUAAAAAUCGAUUCAUGAACACCGCCAUGGCAGAGAUGUUGUCGACUUGGGACAAAGAGAACAUCGAAGCUAGAGGCAUCCCCACUAAGGAACUCAUCGAGCUAUAUCGACGAUGGGGUGAGGGCGAAUGGGGUCUCCUCCAUACCGGGAAUAUGAUGAUCGAUUACCACCAGAUGUCGAGUGCAGGCGAUGCAUUGAUCCCGCCUGAUGCGCCCUUUGAGGGCGAUCGUUUCGAGGCAUUCAAGGCUAUGGCUGCUGCUGCAAAGGCACACGGCAGCUUGAUCAUUGCACAGGUCUCACAUCCAGGACGCCAAAUUUCUGCGAAGCAAACCACUGAGUCUAUCUCAGCGUCAGCUGUCCAACUUGAGCCUAAGUUAGGAAUGACAUACGCUCCAACGCGCGCCGCAACCCAAAAAGAUAUCGACCAGGUGAUCGAAGGCUUUGCCCAUGCCGCCGCCUACCUAGAAGCCGCCGGCUUCGACGGCAUCAACCUUCACGGUGCUCACGGCUACCUUCUCGCCCAGUUCCUUAGCAAGACCACGAAUAAGCGUACUGAUAAAUAUGGAGGAAGUAUGACCAACCGCAUGCGUCUUAUCACCGAGGUGUGCGCGGCGAUUCGGGCCCGGACGAAGCCUAGCUUCAUUCUCUCUGCCAAGCUGAACAGCGUCGAGUUCCAGUCCGGCGGCCUCACCCCCGACGAGGCCUCGGAGCUGGUAAGCGCGCUGCAAGAGACGGCUGCUAUCGACUUCGUCGAACUCAGCGGCGGCACGGCCGAAGAACUGGGAAUGGAUUGGAAGAAGGAGUCGACACGCAGACGAGAGGCAUACUUCCUAGAAUUUGCAGAGCAGAUAGCCCCGGCUCUAGGCUCCAAAGAGCAACGUAGGACCAAGGUUUAUCUUACAGGAGGUCUGCGCUCAGUUGGCGCCAUGGUCGCCGUCCUCGAAAAGAUGGAUGGCGUUGGACUGGCGAAACCGGCAGCACAGGAACCCCAGCUGGCCAAGAUGAUUCUGGCCGGAGAGGUAGAGGGCGCGAUCAAACAACCGCCCCUUUUCGAGCAGGAGUAUAUUCUUGGCUUGAUGGCAGCCGGCACGCAACUCCGUAUGAUCGGUCAGGGGAAGGCACCCUUUGACAUAAGUGACCCCGAGCAGGCCGCUCAAUUCCAGAAGGACCUAACGGCACACUUCACUGCGCUGGCUGAGGAUGGAGACAAAGGCACCAAGUAUGGAUAUGCCGAGUAUACAGGGCCCACGAAGCCAUACGAGGCGGCGUGA
Phaeoacremonium minimum UCRPA7 is the source of this 1359-nucleotide messenger RNA. Its product is annotated as putative nadh oxidase protein. Gene Ontology annotation, molecular function: FMN binding; oxidoreductase activity. The record is from RefSeq and is a predicted model, not a curated record. NCBI's taxonomy places the organism in Eukaryota, Fungi, Ascomycota, Sordariomycetes, Togniniales, Togniniaceae. The coding region runs from base 1 to 1359 and encodes 452 amino acids. The transcript is spliced from 3 exons.